Episyrphus balteatus (marmalade hoverfly) is the source of this 1348-nucleotide messenger RNA. RefSeq lists its product as uncharacterized. Lineage: Eukaryota; Metazoa; Arthropoda; Insecta; Diptera; Syrphidae. The coding region runs from base 24 to 1283 and encodes 419 amino acids. The record is from RefSeq and is a predicted model, not a curated record. The transcript is spliced from 3 exons.
AAAAAAAACAGAAAGGAGUAACAAUGACAUCUUUGCAGUAUAUCAAGAGACUUGUGUUUCUUGCUUUUGUCAUAGAGGUCACAUCACGCCCCACACCUUUCGGCAGCCGAUUAAUCAACUUCUUGGGUAAUGGCGCCAGCAGUAGAAGUAGCAGGUCGGCUGUAGUUGUUGGCUGUGGCAACAGCAUUUACUGCGACAACGGCCGCCGUCACCACAAUCAAAAGAACAUCGGAACCGGAAGCGAUUCAUCUUUGGUUGAAAUUAGUUUUCAACCUUUAAGAGAAUUAGAAUCUGUGUCAUCAUUAACAUCGUUCUACCCACUCGCGGGCAAGCAUCAGCAAUUUUUCGAUGAUGAUGAUGAUUUACCAUUCCAUCAACCAUCAUCAUCAUCAGGAGUAUUUGUGACGGCGGCAACACCACCCAAUUUGUCCAGCAACAAAAACAACGCCUACUCUCAUAUCAGUCAAAGACAUUUUAAUCGCCAACGUCGAACAAGUCAUCGGCAUCAUCGACCGAUUAAUGAAAACAACAACAACAACAACGACGAUGAUGAAGAUGACAACUUCCAAAGCUAUCACCAUCGAUAUCCUGAUGAUGAGUUGUCUUCGAGCGAAGGGCCAGCAACAACAGUAUUCACACCUGUUGCUGGUACUUUGAAUGGAAUUUCAUAUCCGGUUGCGGCGGCAGCGGCGGAGGUUAAUGGAGAUACUAAAGAUCCGUUUGGUUUUAUGCAUCAUGACACUCAUAGUUCGUCAUCGUCAUCAGAAGAAGAAAACAAUGAAUAUUCGGGUGUGGGUAGCUUCCCUUGGGAUGUAUUUAAGGAAAAGUCAUCUCAUCCGGUUUCGAAGGACCCAAACCCAAUUGAAGGUCACAGUUAUAUGGACUCAGAUGCAAACAAUAAACGAAAUGCUUUGGCUGCAUUCAAGCGUCAAAAAUUCAAAUCACAUCAAACACAAUUUAUUCCUUCAAUAUCUGGUGGAGCCAUGACAAAUCUAGGUGACUUUUUUAGAAAUCUAAAAAACAAUAUAGAAUUUAUGGAAAAAAGUCGUCUCAGUAAUUCCGAAGAAGUCCUUCUCGAUGGUGAUCAUCCCAUACAAAUGUUGAAGGAAGAAUUAAAUAGUGAUGGAACAAGACCAACCGGAACAGCUGCAUUUCUCCAUGCAAUACGAAAUUACAGGCCCUCACAAAGAAUUCGAUCAUUGGUAGCGUUAAAUCCUGAAGGUUAUCAUGGAUCACAAUUUUUAGAUCCAAAUUAUAUGUGGCUUGGUUUGGGUAAACGAUAAUACUGAAAAAUGUUAAUUUAGUUUUAUAUGAUUAAUAAAUUGUUUUUUAUAUAUAAUUUUAUUUA